This is a messenger RNA of Tympanuchus pallidicinctus (lesser prairie-chicken), 3032 nucleotides long. It is a transcript of the gene KCTD4, whose product is annotated as potassium channel tetramerization domain containing 4. The transcript has a single exon. Lineage: Eukaryota; Metazoa; Chordata; Aves; Galliformes; Phasianidae. The record is from RefSeq and is a predicted model, not a curated record. Gene Ontology annotation, molecular function: protein binding. Bases 118 to 891 code for a protein of 257 amino acids. Gene Ontology annotation, biological process: protein homooligomerization.
UGCUAGCAGCAUUUCCAUUCCAACAUCGUGCCUGAGCUGAAGAAAGGUGCUCUUAAAUAAAAAUUUCUCUUUCCAAGCUGACAAGAACAAAGCAAGAUCGCUGUGCCUGCUUCGAUAAUGGAGAGAAAAUCAAACAGGAGAGCAAAGGAAUCUGAAGAAAACCACAGCAACUUCGAGGGCUCUGAGCAAGACAAGGACUAUAAAACGUCUCUGAUUACUCUGAAUGUUGGUGGCUAUCUGUACAUCACACAAAAACAAACACUAACCAAGUACCCAGAUUCUUUCCUCGAAGGUAUCAUCAACGGAAAAAUAAUGUGCCCGUUUGAUGCAGAUGGACAUUACUUCAUAGACAGAGACGGACUCCUGUUCAGACACAUUCUGAACUUCCUACGAAAUGGAGAACUUCUUCUACCGGAAGGGUUUCGAGAAAAUCAACUUCUGGCACACGAAGCAGAUUUCUUUCAGCUGAAGGUUUUAUCGGAUGCAGUGAAAUCGAGGUGGGAGAAGGAGCAGCUCGCAUCUCGAGAGACCACUUUCCUGGAAAUAACUGACAGCCACGACCGCUCGCAGGGGCUCCGGAUCUUUUGUAACGCUCCUGAUUUCAUUGCAAAAAUAAAAUCCCGAAUCGUACUGGUGUCUAAAAGCAGGCUGGAUGGAUUUCCAGAGGAGUUUUCAGUCUCUUCGAAUAUAAUUCAAUUCAAAUACUUCAUAAAGUCUGAAAACGGUACGAGACUUGUGCUGAAGGAGGACAACACCUUCGUCUGCACCCUGGAAACUCUUAAGUUUGAGGCAAUUAUGAUGGCUUUAAAAUGCGGAUUCAGACUGCUGACCAGCCUGGAUUGUUCCAAAGGAUCUAUUGUUCACAGCGAUGCACUUCAUUUUAUCAAGUAAUUACAAAGGCAGAGGAAACAAGCAUGCAGUCGGCAGACCUCCUUUAACGGCAGCGUCCUGGCAUCACAGAUCUUGUAUCCCACCAGCCCCGUACCACACAGCUCGGCUGCUCAUCGGUUAAUGUGAGCUAAUGGUAUGUAAAUCUCCUAACGACAUCCAUCUCCGGCUUAUUCGAGCUGAAUGAAAUUUUUAUUACAUUCAGGCAUCAGAUUUAUCUGCUAACCACUGUAAACAGAGACCGAAUGCUUUCUGGUAUUUGUACUAUGUUUUUCUCAUGCUGUUUUUCAACCGGGAAGUCUCGCUGGAUUUCUGUGUACUUGUAUGACUAACACGCAUACACCUAACUGCUGUGCCGAGCAGCACGGAGACUAUUCUCAUACAACAGGCAGGCUCACAGUAUGUUCUGCUCCUCAUGAAUUCAGAAUGGAUUUUAACUGGAAUAAAUGUUUUUAAAUGUUCCUUAGUGUUGAUGCUAAUUUGUUGUUACGCUGAAUUUGCAAAAAGAAAAACAAAAAACCAAACGUGGUAUUGAAAGAGGGUUUUAAAAUUAAUCUGCUUGAUUCUAAAGUUAAACAACUCUGAUUUUAACUCUCUUACAAAGAAAUUUACAGCUGUGCUACUACAUUAAUAGCAACUGCUAAGAACAUGUCAGCCAACCAAUAAUGCUGGGGGGUCAGUUCUAUGAUGGGAAAUGAGUUGACUGUGCAGAGAAUGUUACAUUUUUCUGCAUAUAUCUAUUUAUCAGAUGGCUAAUAAAAAUGUUUGGCAUAAAAUUUCAUGUAACAGGUUUCCAACAGUUUUGUGUAACAGGUUUCCAACCUCUUCUAAUGCUGAAGUCACUACUUUCCACUAAUCACUGGUGAUCAUAGAGACAAGCAAUUAGAGCCCUGCACAACAGCUUACCAAAAGCAAGUAGUAGUAUUAGUUUUGAAUACCUGUUGCAUCUAGGAAGCAUCAAUGUAAGCGAUGGAAUAAAUACCUUCUUUCUUCUCAUCUGCACAGCUUAUUAAAUCUUCCCAUUUGUAUUUUAAACUGAGUUUACAAAGCAGUCAAUCCACAAAAGCCAAAUGAAAAAUCAUCAAGCAACGCAAAUGGAAGCUGCUCAAACUCUGAGUUUAAGCUUUGACCAUCAGUGAACUCUACCACCACAAACAGCUCAAAUGAACCCAAAACUCAAGCGAAAUGCUAUUAAAGAAAGCAAACCCAUCCAAGUGGUUUCUUAGCUUUCCCAGAAUAUCUGCUUUGUACAGAAAAAAGAAAGCAAACAUUAAGAAUGCACAAAGAAAAAGCAGUAUAAUCCAUGCUAAAGUGACAACUGAGGAAAACAGACAAUAUCUGAUAGGAAGAGAACAGCGUUCUUUUGGAUUUUAGAGGGAAUAAAUCCAUCAUUAGUAACAGGGACCAGGAAUACAAUGCCAUACAACAACUCCCUCCUUACCCUCCACUGUCAAACUCUGUUCAUUGUAACAUACAACGGCUGCUGGUAUCAGAGACCCUACAGAAGAACUCACAGAGGGAGACCAGACAGAAGUGACUGAACAAUAACCUACUAUGAUUUUAUCUAGCAGGAAAAUCCACUAUCUCCAGAAUACCUCUUUAGAACAAACCCUCCGGCUAGAAACUUUUCUGUCCUCCCUAUGCUAAAAACUUAACGAUUAAAAAAGAUGUGGCUUUAAUUUGGAACUUUCCCAAACUGUUUAAAAUUUGCAUCACUGUAAAUUUCAGGCAUGUAAGUCUGUGUGUCCCAGAACUGACCCACGUUAGUCCAAAUGCAUUAACCACCCACAAAAGAUAUACAGUAAAAUGUAAUUUCUUACAUACGCACCACUUUUACACUUUUAGGCCAUUUCAGCCAGCAUGCUAUCGCUGUGUACGUGUCCAGCUCCCUCCUUCACCACCACAAUUGUCAGAAAUCCUCACUAAUCACUGAUCUUAUACUUCAAACUAUCACUAGAACUUCUGUGGAAAGUAAAUGCAAUAGCUCAUCUGAAACACAUUCAAAUUCCUGCUGAUCUGCUAGGACAAGUACUAGGAAUACCCUCACACAGAACGACUCUGUGAAACUCAUUUGUAGACACACUUCUUCACACGAGCAAAAAAAUAAAAGCGCUGGGACAAUCUAACCAAGCUCCUUCUAUAAU